AUGGCUCUUGUCUGCAAGCUUCAAUCUCUGUCUUCCUCUUUAUCUUCGACCCAUUUCAGAAAACCCAACUCCUUAAACCCACAACCCAUUUGUUCUUUACACUUCAACUCCUCUUCUAAUUCUUCACCUUUUACAGAGAAGACUUCUAUUGAGAGAUACCAGAGAGACCAAUGGCUGUACAAGAACCAAUUGGAUCAAGCCACUCUAUGCUCUGUCCCACCAGAUUUGGAUUCUAUAAGGCAAAAUGACAUUGCUUUGCAGCUACCGGAGCUGAGAAAGCUGCUUCAGGUGCUGAGAGAGAAGAGAGAGAGCGAAGGAGGGUAUGGCAGCGGCAAGUGUGGGCCUGGAAAUGUGUUCUUGGUCGGGACAGGGCCUGGGGACCCUGAGCUCCUGACAUUGAAGGCUUAUAGAGUUAUUCAGAAUGCUGAUCUAUUGUUGUAUGAUAGGUUGGUGUCCAAUGAUGUGUUGGAAUUGGUUGGCUCUGGUGCUAGACUUCUCUAUGUGGGCAAGACUGCUGGGUACCAUAGCAGAACCCAGGAGGAGAUACAUGAAUUGCUACUGAGUUUUGCUGAAGCUGGAGCUAAUGUUGUGAGACUAAAAGGAGGGGAUCCACUGGUGUUUGGUAGGGGUGGGGAGGAGAUGGAUUUUCUGCGACAGCAAGGAAUUGAAGUGAAUGUUAUUCCAGGUAUUACUGCUGCUUCAGGGAUAGCAGCAAAGUUAGGGAUUCCAUUAACUCAUCGUGGUGUCGCAAAUAGUGUCAGAUUUCUUACUGGGCACUCCAGGAAGGGAGGAACAGACCCUCUAUUUGUUGCAGAGAAUGCAGCUGACCCUGAUUCAACCUUGGUGGUUUAUAUGGGUUUGUCGACCCUCCCCUCUCUUGCUCAAAAGUUGAUGCAUCAUGGUUUGCCACCAAAUACACCAGCUGUUGCAGUUGAGCGAGGGACCACACCUCAACAGCGCACGGUUUUUGCAGAACUGAAGGAUCUUGCUGAUGAAAUUAUAUCAGCAGAAUUAGUAUCACCAACGUUGAUCAUCAUUGGAAAAGUAGUUGCACUUUCACCAUCGUGGCCAUAUUCUUCAAAGGAAGUGUCCUGUCUUGUAGAAGCGAUAUAG
This is a messenger RNA of Prunus armeniaca (apricot), 1113 nucleotides long. Lineage: Eukaryota; Viridiplantae; Streptophyta; Magnoliopsida; Rosales; Rosaceae. The record is from the annotation of a GenBank genome assembly.